AUUUUGCCUUUAAAUCAUUUGUACAAAUACAAUUUAUUACAAAUACGAUUGAUUGUUAUAAAUCAUUUUGAUUAUUUCAUUUGUUACUUUAAUUCCGAACAACAAAACGAUUGAAUUUUCUUGCAUUCUAAGUGCUUUUAACGUGUUAAAAGGUCGUCAAACUUGCGAAAUGACUUUUGACCUUGAAACUUGUUUGAUCACUGGAAUGUAAUUAAAUCUAGAGAUAAAUUUGUCACCAAAUUUGAGGUAAACCGGUUUUUCGGUUACUUUUCGGUUACCGGUUCGGUUAGUUCAACUCGUUUCCUGUUAACUUUAUAAGCUUUUUUACACCUCAUUUUUAUAACCGUCGUGGCCGAUUAGUAAUGUCUUCGACUCAGAAUAUGAAUGACCCAAUUUUCACUCGUUCUUCAAUCAAAGAGAAAACCUUUGAAGGUAAUUUGAGGUUAUUCUCGGAUAAACUUAGAAUUGCUCUUGUUUAUCAUGAGAAAAAGUCAAAUCAAUUCAGAGGUAAAAGUUGCAAAAUUCUGAAGGAAAAACGUUACCGAGUUUCCUUGUCAACAUUGUGGCGAAAGUUGAAAAUCAAUUUGCAAUUUAAUUUAAACUUAGGAUUAGGGUUGAGCUUUGACAACCAGGAAUCACCUCCUGACACCGAAUCGACUCUCGUCAUUAACCAUAGAGAUUCGGACCUGGAGAUGUAAGCAAAUGGACUCAAAAUAAUCUCGCUGAGAUUAUUUUGUCAACCAGGUCAUUGUAAAUUCUUUCGUGUAAAUUUAACGGCAAAUUUUAACUUAAAUAAAAAAACGCGUUUUUUUGCCUGACCAAUAGACCGGUCAAAGGCUAAUGUUCAAUGGUUGGUACUUUCAUUGUAUGAAUCGAUAAUAAUUUGAACUUGAAUACUGA
Molecule: messenger RNA, 900 nt
Organism: Panonychus citri (citrus red mite)
Lineage: Eukaryota; Metazoa; Arthropoda; Arachnida; Trombidiformes; Tetranychidae
Exons: 2
Coding region: 363-698 (111 amino acids)
Source: RefSeq, a predicted model, not a curated record